Molecule: messenger RNA, 1124 nt
Organism: Melanotaenia boesemani (Boeseman's rainbowfish)
Lineage: Eukaryota; Metazoa; Chordata; Actinopteri; Atheriniformes; Melanotaeniidae
Gene: srsf10a
Product: serine and arginine rich splicing factor 10a
Exons: 6
Coding region: 100-858 (252 amino acids)
Molecular function (GO): RNA binding
Source: RefSeq, a predicted model, not a curated record
GCAUGCGCAGUAUUGCGGAAAUGGUGACAACGUAGCUCGUGUCACUCGAAUUUAAACGGUGAGGGAGAAAUAUCUACUUAAACAAGUCCACGGCUGAAAAUGGCGAGGUAUAUGAGGCCUCCCAACACGUCUCUCUUCGUAAGAAACAUCUCUGAUGAAUCAAGGCCAGAGGAUUUGCGACGUGAGUUUGGUCGUUAUGGACCAAUUGUAGAUGUCUACAUCCCACUUGACUUCUAUACACGGCGGCCAAGAGGAUUUGCUUACGUUCAAUUCGAAGAUGUCCGGGAUGCAGAAGAUGCUCUUCACAACCUGGAUCGUAAAUGGGUUUGUGGUCGCCAGAUCGAGAUCCAGUUUGCCCAGGGAGACCGCAAGACACCAAACCAGAUGAAGGCCAAGGAGCGACUUUCACCUCGCAGUUCCUCCCGCUAUGAUGAUGAUCGGGAUAGCUACCGAAGACGCUCACGCAGCCGCAGCUAUGAUCGUCGGAGAUCCCGAAGCCCUUCUUAUGAGCGUCGCCCUCGGAGAUCAGAGAGCCCCAGAGACUCUGGAUCCUACAGCCGACAUAGACAGAACAGAAGCUAUGAAAAUGAGAACAGGUACAGAGGUCCUCCCCGUGACCACCAUAGGACACAUCAGGAGCCCGGCUCACACAGCCACACCCCUUCACCAUCCAGAUCAAGGCCCAAAGAUAAAAAGAGUCAGUCUAAGUCAGACAGCCCAGCUGAAGACUUCCACCCGACCUCCAGCUCCUACAAACAGUCUUUGGGGAGGUCCCCAUCACGGUCCUACUCUCGAUCCAUGUCUCGAUCACGUUCUCGCUCCAGGUCCUGGGCUGGCCGCAAAUCUGGCGGCCACUGAGUCUUCCUCCAUUUUAUAUGAGGAGACAUGUACCCAGUGUUUUUGUUUAACUUUGUACUAACUAGUAUUAUGCCUACUGUUGAUAUUUUAGUUAAUGUCAUUGUAAAAGGGAAGACUACAACAUGACCCUGGGCUACUUUUAUCAACGUCGUAGAGGGGUUUUUUUUUUUUUUUUUUGUGUGUGUAUGCAAAUGUGGGAGGUCUUACAGGUUUUGAUUUACCAUUUGUACUUUUAGUUAGUACCAAAUAAAAUAAAAUAAUGUCUC